Apis florea (little honeybee) is the source of this 2067-nucleotide messenger RNA. It is a transcript of the gene ITP, whose product is annotated as ion transport peptide. The record is from RefSeq and is a predicted model, not a curated record. Gene Ontology annotation, molecular function: neuropeptide hormone activity. Gene Ontology annotation, biological process: circadian rhythm. Gene Ontology annotation, cellular component: extracellular region. NCBI's taxonomy places the organism in Eukaryota, Metazoa, Arthropoda, Insecta, Hymenoptera, Apidae.
AAAAAGUCAAGACGGAAAAGAAUCAUGAAAAAGAGAAAACAAGAGGAAGAAAAGAAGGAAUAAAAUAUAAAGUAGAAAGAGGUGAAAAUAGAAAUAGUGUUAGUGGAGGUGACUAUUCAGUGGUAGUGGCGACAAUGAUGGUGAUGGUAGUACUGAUGGAGGUGGAGGUGGAAGUGGAAGUAGCGGUGGAAAAGAAAGAGGUAGUGGUAAUGGUGAUAAUGGUGGUGGUGGAAGUAAAAGCGCGAGUGGUGACGGAGAUGGUGGUAACGAUGAAAGAAGAAAAAAAAUAGAAUUAAAAAAAAUUAAAGAAAGUAUAAAAAAAUUUUAAAAACUAUAUAAUUAAAAAUGAGAAAAUAAAGAUGCGCACAUUGAUGAAAAGGAUAUCAAAUGAAAUUGAAAGAGAAAAUAAUACUAGAAAUGUACUUGACGUUUAAUCCUGUAUUAAGAUUAUUUGAUGAACGAUUUAACAAUUCGCUAGUUAUUAUAAGGAGACAAUUAGCUAAUGUUGAAGUUAAAUGCGUGAGAAAAUUAGUUGAAGCGUAUGCACUGACUGGUACGGAUACAGACAUUAAACCUAUCAGUCCUCCUCAUCAUGGCUAGUUCUCAAUCAUGAUAAAGUUCAAUAUUGCACAACUAAAACAAUGAUAAAAUUAUGAGAAAUAUAUAAAAUAAGAAAAGAAUAUUAUAAAAAUAUAAGAAUAAUAAAAAAAAUGGAAAAAUAAAAGUAUUAAGAAAAAAAAUAAAUAUAAGAAAAUAAAUAUUAACGAAAAGAAAAGAAAUAUUAAUAAAAAACAAAAAAAAAAAAUAAAAGCGAGACUAUGUAUUUUGUGUAUACAAUAGCUUAUCGUUUAUUAUUGGUGUUCUUGUUCAAAGGAAAUUUUUACAAGUUGAUAAUAAAGUUUCUUUGAAUUUUCAACGAAUCAGUAGAGUUGAUUUCGAUUUAAUUUAAUGUUCGUCGAAGGAAAUGAAGCUGCCGGCGCAUAUAAUCCACCAUGGGGGACAACGACCGUCAUCACGCUACGAGAAGCUGUGUCAACUUAACGAUUCACUACACCAUGCAUCGGCAACAGAGGAUUCGAUCUUCGUUAUCGUCAUCUUUAUUAUCGUUGCCACUCUCGAUGUCUCGAUCAUCCAUUCUACCCGCACCGCUGUCACCAACUACAUCAAUGUCGUCUGUGACAACAUCAACUUCAACUUUGUCAUCACCGUUAUCAUCGUCAUCCAUCUUUUUACCAUCGUCCGCAACAUGGUCGACAUCCAAUUUAUCGUCAUAUUCUUGGAGUGUGCAACAAACCUCGUGUUCGAGGUUAUCCUCGUUGCCAAGCGAAUUGUCGAUCAUGUCAACAAUACCCUGUCCAAGACUUGUUUCUGUGUUAGCCUGGUCUGUGACGCUUUUACUUGUUUCAUCAUGUAUCGGUUUAACGGAUGCUGGCAUCUUAAAUGGACAUCCUUUGGGUAAAAGGUCCUUUAUUGAUAUUCAAUGUAAGGGUAUAUAUGAUAAAAGUAUCUUUGCCCGGCUGGAUCGAAUCUGCGAGGAUUGUUAUAACCUGUUUCGAGAACCUCAAUUGCAUCAAUUAUGCAGGCAAGACUGCUUUGGUACGGAAUAUUUUACAAGCUGUAUUCAAGCAUUGCUGCUUGAAGAUGAAAAGGAAAAACUUUACGAAAUGGUCGAGUACCUAGGUCGCAAGAAGUAAGAGGAAGAGAACACAGAAGCGCUUUCAUCGUGAAGGCUUUCAUUUUUAUGACAUCUGCGAUGAAUGAUUUUAAUAAGACCAACGAGAAACUAUAAGAAACAACGAGAAACGAGAAAUUAUAAGAAACAAUUUUCAUAAAAAGGUUAUUGUUACGCAGAAUUGUGAAAAACAUAUAAUAUUCGUUUAUCCUACUUCUUUUAUGAAGUCCGAAAGAAUACUCUUAAAUUCGAGCACGCAAUCAUACCUUUUCCAUUCUCUUCUAUGAUACAUCAUAUAGAACAACAAAAAUGAUAUUAUCGGAGUAACUAAUAAUUGCUAUACAUAUACACAUAUUUGUAUAUAUUAUAUGUAUAUGUGUAUUGUAUAUAUUAUA